Messenger RNA from Vigna unguiculata (cowpea), 660 nucleotides. RefSeq names its product disease resistance protein Roq1-like. NCBI's taxonomy places the organism in Eukaryota, Viridiplantae, Streptophyta, Magnoliopsida, Fabales, Fabaceae. The record is from RefSeq and is a predicted model, not a curated record.
AUGGAUAUGGAGAAUAAUAAUUGGCGUGACCUUGCGCCUUUGCACAGCGGCCUUACAAAUGUUAGAAGUGUUUUGGUUCAAUGUGACACGGCGUUUCAACUGUCUAAGCAACUGAAAAUAAUUCUAGUCGAAAACAACCUAAAUUAUAUAGAGUCAGGAAUUUCAAAGCAUCACUUAAGGUUUUCUUUGAUUGGUGUUGGAUAUUACAGUGAAUUCCUCAACACUCUCAGCAAUAGCGUUUCUCAGGGGUUGGCAGGCAGUGAGUCUUGUGAUGUUUCUCUUCCAAAUGACAAUUAUCCAUAUUGGUUGGCCCAUAUGGGUGAGGGACAUUCUGCCUCUUUCACUAUGCCUCAGAAUUGUGACACGAAGGGAAUGAUUUUGUGUGUUGUUUAUUUAUCAAACCCUGGAAUCGAUGCAACCGAAUGUCUUACAAGUGUCUUGAUUGUGAAUUACACAAAGUGCACAUUCCAGAUACACAAGCGUGACACAGUAUUUUCCUUCAAUGAGGAAGAUUGGCACGGCAUAAUAUCAAAUUUAGGAUCUAGAGACAAAGUGGAGAUUUUUGUGACUUUUGGUCACAAAUUGGUGGUCAAGAACACAGUUGUCUAUCUGAUAUGUGGUGAAUCAAACGAUAUGGAAAUGGAGCCUGCCAAAGGAUAA